AAUAAUAAUAAUAAUAAUAAAAUAGAAAUGGCAGCUCUGCAAUUGUGGACAUUUCAUUUGCUCAUAGUUCAAGCUCUAGUACUAUUCCAGAUGUUAAAGAAAACCAACUCACAAGACGGCCCAAUUCUCCUCAACUGUCCACCAGACUCCAACUACACCAUCCCAAGCACGUACAAGACCAACCUCGACCGUCUCCUCUCCAACCUCAUCGUCUCCGCCUCCCAGUCCUCCCUCCUCUUUGCCAACGCCUCCAUCGGCACAGUGCACGCCCUCGCUCAGUGCCGUGCCGACACCUCCAUCGCCAACUGCACUGCAUGUCUCAACCUCUCCAUCUCCACCUUCUCCAUCCAAUGCCCACGCCAACGCUCCGCUGCCAUCCGCUUCGACCUCUGUCUCCUCCGCUACUCCGACCUCCCCUUCUUCUCCCAACUCUCCAGUGACACGCCCAGAAUCAUUGUCAACGGCGGCAACGCUUCCAACCCUUCGGCGCUGAACCAGCAACUGAACGCGCUCAUGAACGAGGCUUCGUCCGAAGCGCCAAAGUCUCCCGAGAGGUUUGCGGUUGGUGUGAGAAAUUUCUCUCAGUUUGAGUAUAUCUUCGGGAUGGUUGAGUGCACGCGUGACUUGUCGUCCGGUGACUGUUCGCGUUGUUUGGCUGAGGUUGUCAGCCUUCUUCCUAUAAAUGGGUUCGGGAAAAUUGGCGCACGAGUGUUCAGGAUUAAUUGUGUUGCUAGGUUUGAGAUCUAUGCUUUCUUCCCUUUUAGUUUAUUACCUUCUCCUCCUCCUGGGAAUGGCACUGGUAGCAAUGGAAGUGGAACCACCACCAUGACAGAUGGGAAAAGUAAAAAUGGUACUUUAGUACUAGUCAUUGCUGUUGUUUUGCCUCUUGUGGUUGUUGGAAUUCUGCUGGUCGCUGCUAUUUGUUUGUAUUCUUUGUGGAGGAAGAGGAGGAGAGCUCAGCUAGGAAUUGGAGAAACCAUAAGCGGUGAAUGUCUGUUGUUUGAUCUGGGGACACUGAAGGCUGCUACAAAUAACUUCUCGGAUGAUAAUAAGCUUGGUGAGGGUGGGUUUGGAUCAGUUUAUAAGGGAGUGUUGAGUGAUGGGCAUGAAAUAGCUGUGAAAAGAUUUUCUUGGAAUUCAGAGCAUGGAGUUGAAGAACUGAGGAAUGAGGUGGACUUACUUGUCAAGCUUCAACACAGGAACCUUGUAAGAUUAUUGGGUUGCUGCUUAGAAGAAGAGGAGAAGCUCCUUGUCUAUGAAUAUCUUCCUAAUACCAGCCUUAACAAGUAUUUAUUCGGUGAAGAUCUUGUGAGACGUGAGAAGUUGAACUGGGGAUGUAGAUACAAGAUCAUAGAAGGAAUUGGUCGAGGGGUUCUGUAUCUUCAUGAAGAUUCACGCUUGAGGAUCAUUCAUCGAGAUUUAAAAGCGAGUAAUAUAUUACUAGAUUUUGAUAUGAAUCCCAAAAUCUCAGAUUUUGGGAUUGCAAAGCUUUUCCAUUUGGACGAAACACAAGGAAACACUAGUCUAAUAGCAGGGACAUAUGGGUACAUGGCACCAGAAUAUGCUAUGAAUGGACAUUUCUCAACAAAAUCAGAUGUUUACAGUUAUGGUGUGCUAGUGUUGGAGAUUGUCACAGGUGAAAAAGCCAGUGGGUUCCAAGGCCAUGGGAUUGCUUCUGAUCUGUUAACCUUUUUAUGGCAGCAUUGGAAGGAAGGAAAGGCACUAGAGAUGAAAGACAGAAGUCUAGAAGGGGACAACAGUGUGCUGGAUGAACAAGUACUAAGAUGCAUCCAAAUUGGCUUGCUUUGUGUCCAGGAGGACCCAAAUGAGAGACCUAGCAUGGCGUCUGUAGUUCUUAUGCUCAAUAGCACUUAUAUACCUCUUCCCUCACCUUCAGCACCUGCUUCCUUUAUUAAGGGCAGCAUGACUGAUGAAACUAAUCUGAGAGAAAGAGACAUGGCUCCAGAUUUGCAGGAAAAUUUGCAGUCUAAUGGGCACACAGCACUCUCAAGGAUAACUUCUAUAAAUGAUGUCUCAAUUUCUAUUUUGGAGCCGAGGUGAUAUAUGAGUUUUAUACUCGAUUAUAGUAUGUGCCAAGAAUUAUAUGGUCUAGGGUAAUUAGGGUAUUUUGUGUUGGUUCACAAUAGACAGAUAUGGAUGUUUCUUUGAUUUGUGGCAUGUAUGGAAUACUUUUAUAAAUAACCUUCC
Dioscorea cayenensis subsp. rotundata (Guinea yam) is the source of this 2208-nucleotide messenger RNA. Its product is annotated as cysteine-rich receptor-like protein kinase 10. The record is from RefSeq and is a predicted model, not a curated record. The transcript has 6 exons. Lineage: Eukaryota; Viridiplantae; Streptophyta; Magnoliopsida; Dioscoreales; Dioscoreaceae. Gene Ontology annotation, biological process: protein phosphorylation. The coding region runs from base 28 to 2061 and encodes 677 amino acids. Gene Ontology annotation, molecular function: ATP binding; protein kinase activity.